Molecule: messenger RNA, 1267 nt
Organism: Poecilia latipinna (sailfin molly)
Lineage: Eukaryota; Metazoa; Chordata; Actinopteri; Cyprinodontiformes; Poeciliidae
Product: hsp90 co-chaperone Cdc37-like
Exons: 7
Coding region: 46-1047 (333 amino acids)
Biological process (GO): protein stabilization; protein folding
Cellular component (GO): cytoplasm
Molecular function (GO): protein-folding chaperone binding; protein kinase binding; heat shock protein binding
Source: RefSeq, a predicted model, not a curated record
UAUGUUCCAUUUUUGCUUUCUCUAUCUAUUUUACCACUUUUCCACAUGUCUCACUUUCAUCUGUGUGUGCCAAAGGCCAGGCUGGACAAGAUGGCCAAAUUUCAGCAGAGGGGCGAAGAUCUGGAAAGCAGCUUUGCAGAAUGUUGCAGGCUGCUUCAGGGAGCCCAGAGACGACUUGGAUACCUGGAAGAGCAGAUGAAGCGGGAAGAGGAAGAUGAAGAACGAGAGGCUGAGCUGAAGAAAGUCCAGGCUGAGGUAAAGAAACUUGAGAAGGAUGAAAAGUUAUUUCUGGGACUCCUGGAGGAACAUCGACGUGAUGAGAAGAAACUACCCUGGAAUAUAGACACCAUCUGCAGAGAAGGUUUUAGCAAGAGUGUUUUCAACAUUCAACCUGAAAUUAAAAAAGAAACACAACAGGAAAAGGUAGAGAAGCACAAGACCUUUGUGGAGAAGUAUGCCAAGGAAAUGAAACACUUUGGUAUGCUGCGGCGUUGGGACGACAGCCAGAAGUAUCUGUCAGACAACCCACAUCUGGUGUGUGAAGAGAGUGCUAAUUACCUCGUCGUCCUCUGUAUCGACUUCGAGAUAGAUGAGAAACAUGCCCUCAUGGAGCAGGUUGCACACCAAGCCAUCGUCAUGCAGUUCAUCUUGGAUUUGGCUCGGACUCUGAACGUCGACCCCAGAGGCUGCUUCAGACAGUUCUUCUCAAACAUCAAGACUGCAAAUGCAGAGUACCAGAAUGCUUUUGAUCGAGAGCUGGACCUGCUGAAGGAGCGGGUCCGCAAGUGUGCGCAGGCUCAGAUGGAGGGCACGAUGAAGGAGCUGGAGGAGGAGGAGAGGCAGAAGAGGCUGGGUCCUGGAGGGUUAGACCCGGUAGAGGUCUAUGAGUCACUGCCUAAGGAAAUGCAGAGGAGUUUUGAUGAGAAAAACUCCGAGAUGCUGCAGGACGCGAUGAACAAGCUGAACCCCGAGGAGGGAAGGUACCACCUGCAGAGAUGCAUUGACUCAGGCUUGUGGGUGCCUGACUUACAGGAGGAAGAAGAUUAGAAAACGAAAACCAAACUCGGUCAUCGUUAAGUAGCUGUCUGUGUUGUCAGUGUGUCUAAAAGAUGAGGAACCUAUACACUAUACAACAAAACUGUAACUUUGAUUAAUGUGUUACCUCUCAAUAUUAUUUUUAUUGAAAAUCUAAUUUAAAACAAACCUGCUUGUAAGAACUUAACAGUUUCAUGUUGUAUUCACAGCAUAUAAAAUUAUUUGCAAAGUA